Molecule: messenger RNA, 1775 nt
Organism: Lutzomyia longipalpis
Lineage: Eukaryota; Metazoa; Arthropoda; Insecta; Diptera; Psychodidae
Product: asparagine synthetase domain-containing protein CG17486
Exons: 3
Coding region: 63-1742 (559 amino acids)
Molecular function (GO): asparagine synthase (glutamine-hydrolyzing) activity
Source: RefSeq, a predicted model, not a curated record
AUUUCAACAUGUGCUUUUUGUUUUUGUUAUUCUCAAAGAAAUAAUAGAAAAUAGAUUGGAAAAUGUGCGGUAUAUUCUGCAGUUUUCCUCGAAUAAUUUGUCCAGGAAUUCCUGUGAAUGAUUUUCGAAAUAGUUUCAAUCGUCGAGGUCCCGACAAAGGGGGCUCUUGCAUUUUUCACGGAAUUAUCUUUGAGGCGUCUGUUCUGUGGCAUCAGGGGCCUCAACUUUCAAGUCAGCCCUUUGAGGAUAAUCGUGGGAUUCUUGUAUUCAACGGAGAUCUCUUUAUGGAUGAAAUUCAAAAUUCCAGCGAUUCUUCCUGGUUCUUUAAAUCUCUCUCAAAAUGUUCUACAUCAAAAGACAUUUUGGAAGUUCUAAGAAAAAUUCGUGGACCCUUCUGCUUUAUUUACUACGCCAAAUCCACAAAAACAUUAUUUUUCUGCCGUGAUUAUCUUGGGAGGAAUUCUCUCCUUUUGGGAAUGAAUAGUGAACGAAUUAUCCUCACAAGUACAGGUAGGAGAUCAUCAGAGUAUUCUCUGGUAGAACUUCCACCUCUUGGUUUAUAUGCAAUUCACACAGGAAAUGAGAAAAUAUCCUUUCAAAUAACAUUCUGGGAAGAAAAAAUGAUCCAGUCGGAAUACUUCCAAAAAGAAGAAAAUUGUCUUAGAACAUUUCUAGAAUCUUUUGCGAUAGAUUACAAAAGAAAUCCCAAUGAGUAUAUCAAUCCAGAUUGUCUGCAACAAUGUUCAUGGGAAUUUAAUUAUUCCUUCAAGGAUAUUUUUGCAAAAGUUCCCACAGAGAUGCAUCAUGAAAGUCUUCUACGGGAAGCUUUACCCUCCGUCCAGGAUGUAGUUGAAAUAUUAAUUGAAUUGCUUGAGAAAUCUGUGAGAGAUAGAGUAACCACUACUCUUAAGGAAUGCAAAAAUUGCUUGAAAAGCUCCGAAAAAGUGUCCUGCAGUCAUGCACGGAUAGGGAUUCUUUUCUCCGGAGGAGUAGAUUGCACGAUUCUCACAAUUUUGGCCGAUAAAUUCAUUCCAAAUCACGCAACAAUUGAUCUCUUGAAUGUAGCUUUUGAGAAAAAAUCCUCCGCAUGUGGAGAAGUGGACUGGAAUGUUCCAGACAGGGUAUCAGCCAGGAAGGCAUUGGAAGAAGUGAAAAGGAUCUGCCCAAAUCGUUCGUGGAAUUUAAUUGAAGUGAAUGUGAAGGAGGAAGAAAAAAUUGAGAAUUUGACCAAGGAAAUCUCCCAUCUGAUUCAUCCGCGAAAUACCAUCCUGGAUGAAUCUUUGGGCGUAGCUCUGUGGUUUGCUGCUAGUGGGAGCACUUCCUGUCGCGUAAUUCUCAUUGGAUCCGGAGCUGAUGAGCUCUUUGGCGGCUAUACGCGUCAUCAAGUAGCUUUCAAACGUGGCGGAGAAGAGGAAUUAAGGCGGGUACUUGAGGAAGAUUUGCUUCGAUUACCCAGUAGGAAUCUAGCGAGAGAUGAUCGUGUCAUCUGUGAUCAUGGAGUUACCCAGCGGGCUCCCUUUGUUGAAGAGCAAAUCGUUCAGUUUGUGUCACAGCUGCAGCCUCUUCAGAGAUGUUUUCCACCCUUGGGGCCAGGAGUUGGGGAUAAAACACUCCUGCGAUUGUGUGCCUACCAACUGGGACUGAGGGAAACUGCUUGGAGAACCAAGAAGGCUCUUCAGUUUGGCUCGAGAGUCGCCAACAGCAAGCAAGAUGCUAACGAUGUUUCGAUUUUUCUUUCCUGACCAAUUUUUGGAAUAAAAAAAAUUUUAUUAUAA